Molecule: messenger RNA, 6109 nt
Organism: Salarias fasciatus (jewelled blenny)
Lineage: Eukaryota; Metazoa; Chordata; Actinopteri; Blenniiformes; Blenniidae
Gene: fnip1
Product: folliculin interacting protein 1
Exons: 18
Coding region: 90-3893 (1267 amino acids)
Cellular component (GO): cytoplasm
Molecular function (GO): ATPase inhibitor activity; protein-folding chaperone binding
Source: RefSeq, a predicted model, not a curated record
ACCCAUGGAGACAGUUACAAGGAACAAGAUUUGCUCGUGGAUUUGAAAAGGAAAAGAGACCUUCUGUACCGAAUUUAUUUUGGUGCAAAAUGCCUCCGACUCUCUUCCAGAAACUUUUUAACAAGCGGAAUGCGUUUUCAUCGCCGCCCCCGAGAUGUAGCAAGGAGGACCCCGCUUUCAGCUGGCCUCUUCCCCAGCUGGAGCCCAGUCAGAUCAGGCUCAUUGUGUACCAGGAUUGUGAGCGGCGUGGCAGAACUGUCCUCUUUGACUCCAAUGCCAAGAAAAGGGCCACGGAGGAAACCCCAAUCACUAGCACUGAGGCCCAGGUGAAGAUGUUCGGGAAAUGCUGCCAGCUCCGUCCUACAGGAGGCAGCAGCAGUUCCCUCGACAGCUCCUCAUCUUGCACGUCUGAAUCGAAGGAAACCAAGGAGCAAGGCCACCGCUUCCAGACCCCAAGGUGUUCAUCUGAUGUGGUGAUGCUGGGUGAGAUGAUGUUCGGCUCCGUGGCCAUGAGCUACAAAGGCUCCACUCUCAAAAUCCAUCAGAUCAGAUCACCACCUCAGCUAAUGCUGAGUAAGGUUUUCACUGCCAGGACGGGCGGCAGCGUGUACGGCAGCCUGAACACGUUACAGGACAGCCUGGAGUUCAUCGGGCAGGAUAGCAACACGCUAAGACCCGAUCAAAACGCCGGGCCUAACAGUCUCCUAGGGAACAUAGGAUUUUCUCAGCUCUGCAGCCCUCGACGGGCCUUCUCUGAACAGGGCCCUCUGCGCCUCAUCAAGAGCGCGUCUUUCUUUUCAGGUCACAGUCACCCCAUGGACAUGCCUGGCCGAGGUCUGCACGACGAGAGGGACAGCGGCAUCGCCAGGUCAGCUUCUCUGAGCAGCCUGUUGAUCACUCCCUUCCCGUCCCCUGGCUCCUCCUUGACCAGCAGCUGUGCGUCCAGCUACCAGCGUCGAUGGCUCCGCAGUCAAACCACCAGCCUGGAAAACGGUGUUUUCCCCCGAUGGUCAGUGGAGGAGAGCUUCAACAUGUCCGACGAAAGCGCCGGCCCGAGCCUCGGCGUGACCCGGAAGAAGAAAAUCGCCAUCGGGGUCAUCUUCAUGCUGUCUCACAACGCUGAGGAGAACAACCGCUUCCAAGACUUCUUUUUCUCCCACUUCCCGCUUUUUGAAAGCCACAUGAACAAACUCAAGAGCGCCAUCGAACAGGCCAUGAAGAUGAGUCGACGAUCAGCAGAUGCCAGUCAGAGAGCUUUGGCUUACAGCCGAAUGGUUGAUGGACUCAAUGAGUUCAGGAUGACCAUCUGCGACCUCUACACCAUGCCGCGGGUAGCCGAGCCGGUCUGGCUGACCAUGAUGUCCGGAGCGUCGGAGAAGAACCAGCUGUGCGGUCACUUCAUGAGGGAGUUCUCCUUGUUGAUGGAGCAGGCCUCCAAGAACCAAUUCCUUCCCGCGUUACUGACAGCCAUCCUGACCAACCACCUGGCCUGGGUUCCCACCGUCAUGCCAAACGGGCAACCUCCCAUUAAAAUCUUCCUGGAGAAGCACUCGUCCCAGAGCGUCGACAUGCUGGCAAAGACGCAUCCUUACAACCCCCUCUGGGCACAACUAGGCGACCUGUACGGCGCCAUCGGGUCUCCCGUGCGACUGUCGAGGACGGUGGUGGUGGGCCGCAGACAGGAGCUGGUUCAGAGGCUCCUCUACGUCCUCACCUACUUCAUCCGCUGCUCGGAGCUCCUGGAGACCCACAUGCUGGACAGCGCUGAGGACGAGGCCAUCGUCAUGCCCGGUUCGCUCAUCACCACCUCUCUGCGAAAGGGAGAGGUGGAGGAGUCGGAUUACGUGCUGGUCACCGUCCAUAAGCCCAGCGGGGACUACCUGUCGCAGGGAGCCCAGAGCCAGCAGGCGGAGGCCGAGGACAGCAGCUACCCUUCAGACAACAGCCUCCAGAGCAGCACCUACACGGACAACGAGGCCGAGCACGGCACGGGGCACGCGCCCAAGGAGGAGGACGAGGACGACGAGGACGAGGAGGACGAGGACAGCAGCGAGAGUCAAGGAUCGAGGAGCAGCGUGCUUCAGACGGACCACAGGACUGCAGAAGCAGCGCGGAGGGAGUCCGGGGAGCGGCACAGGGAGUCCAGCAGCCCGCUGGCCACGGAGGCCCGACUGGAGACGGUGCUGCGCGUCAGCUCGGCCUCCCCCAGGGAGCCGGAUGCAGAGACCAGGGGCGGCCUGAAGCUCGUCGUUCCGUCCGCGCCCGCGACACCGGCAUCAAGUCCGUCGUUGAGUCCCGUCGGCGCACACGCUCAAACCUGCGGAGCUGAGGUUUACGCCGAUCCAGCAUCAGGGAACCAGCCCUGCAAAGUUCUGGCUGCUCGCCCUUUAGGGAUCCCUCUGGAGAAGAAGCCCCCCGAUAAGACCGUGGCCGCCGCUGUGCCGGUUCCGGGAAUAUCGGGGAACCCGGCAUCGGGGCCCAUGGCUCUGCCUCUCCCAGAGGAGGAAGAGCCGGCAACAAAAGUCACCUUCCUCAUCGGAGACUCCUUGUCUCCCGAAUCGGACACAGAGAGCCGCGGGAGGAAGGUGGAGGAGGUCUUCAAAAAGCACAAGAAACACCUCAAGGAUAAAUAUCCGCUCCAGCUGCAUCAGCAAGGCCAACAUUACCAACAGCAAGCGCUGCAGCAGCUGCAGAGAGGGGCGGAGUCACAGACCAGCAGCACCAGCGCAUCAGAGGACCAAAGCAAACAGACCAAGGCGGCUCCGGCUCUGCAGCGGGUCUCCAGCAAAAUGUCCCACUGGAGCCUGAACUGUGUCGACCAUUUUGAUGAGUAUUUUAACCAGGAGAACCCCGUGGAGACAAGGACUAUAGACGAUGUGGCCAAACAGCAGGAGGCCAGUACCGUGCACAGUGACACACCGGGCCCUUUGGAGGUCCCCCGGCUUCAUGACCUGGGAGAUCCCAAAUUCUGUAGUCCAGGCAGAGGUCAGGGUUCAGGCCUCUGUCUGGGUCUGGGUGGUGUCCAGUUAGGGUCCAGCAGGAAGGGAGACAUUGUGUUGGGUGUUCAGAGGAGGUGCCGGUGUGGCUCCACAGACUCGUCCGACGCCUGCCGCUGCAGGAUCUGUCCCGCUGAGCAGGACAAGACUCUGCUGUUGCCAGUCCCCGUUCCCCAGGACGGAAGCAGCAGCAGCAAAGAGGACCAAAAGGGCAAAACGGGGCCCGUCAACGACUGGGAGAUACCCCGCAACGAGAGCUCGGACAGCGCACUGGGCGACAGCGAGAGCGAGGAGACGGAGGACUGGCAGGAGGAAGUCCUCGUCCCCUUCCCCGGGUCAAAGUUAGUGGAGAACUACUCCAAGCCAAGCAUCGCCAACUUCGGCCGGUCUCUGUUCGGAGGCUACUGCCCCACCUACGUGCCAGACUUUGUACUGCAUGGGAUGCCCAGUGACGAUAAGCUGCGGCAAAGCCUCAUGACGGAACUGACCCAUGCUGUUCAGCAUCCAGUGUUGGAUGAGCCCAUCGCCGAGGCCGUCUGCAUUAUCGCAGACACAGACAAGUGGACGGUGCAGGUCGCCAGCAGUCAGCGGCGAGCCACGGACGUCAACAAGCUGGGGAAGGAGGUCCUGGUGUCCAGUCUGGUUUCCAGUUUGCUGCAGUCCACUCACCAGCUCUACAAGCUCAACCUCUCCCCAAACUUCUGCAUCAUGCACCUCGAGGAUCGUCUACAAGAGAUCUACUUUAAGAGCAAGAUGCUCGCUGAGUAUUUGAAGGGCCAGACGAGAGUCCAUGUGAAAGAACUGGGCAUGGUCUUAGGGAUCGAAUCCAGCGACCUCCCCCUGUUAGCGGCAGUGGCCAGCACUCACUCCCCUUACGUUGCCCAGAUCUUACUAUGAGACUGUCCCGAUGCCGCUCCGGCCCACAAAACCGGCUGCAGACGCUUGACGGCUGAGCGACCGCCGACCCGGAUCUGUGAGCAGUGCUCGUCUUUACGGACCACGGUCUCAGCUGGAGCCUGGCGGCUUUCUGCUGCGGCUAUCUGGAGCAAUGUCGAUGUUGCACCACAAGGUGGAGCCAGAGACCACAGACCGGCAGACAAACCUGGAAACGACCUUCUCCUGUUGUUUGAAUGUUUCUUUUUUAAACUGGAAUCUUUUGGAAUUUUUGGACACAUAUGCCAAAGACUUAAUUUUUUUUUUCCUGGUGAGAAUGAAAGAUUCAGAAAACGACAGAUUUAGUUUCUUCAACUGCUUUUUUUCCUGUACAAUCCUAAACUCAGUCAUACGAAACAAUGAACUACAAGUUUGAAUGAAACAGGUGGACAUUUUUGAACAUUGCUUUGGGGUGAACAUCAUUACCAACUUUAUCAAUCUUAUGCCAAUUACAUUUUUGGUUUAUUCUCACGUAUUUUGUUUACAAGCCAAAUUUCCCUGAGACUUCUCAACAAAUCAGAUUUCUUUUGUUGGAUUUUUAGCAGUGGCCACCUGAUCUUUGGUUUGACGUUUGGGCUGAUGGGUAAUCAAACUCACCGUCUUUUUGUUUUUAUUUUUUUAUAAAAGAUAGAAUUGGCUUUGACAUUCUUCCCGUCGGUACAGCACUACCUCAGAUCUUCAUUGUGGCAGUGACACACCCACGCUCAGCUGCCCAGCAGAAAAACCUUGAGGUAAAUCUUUCUUUAAUGUUUUAAUCAGAGGAAUGUCAACUGUGCAGACUCAAUGCUGUGUUCUUUAAAAAAGAAAUAGAAAAAAAAAGGGAAGGCUGUUUAAUUCCUGUGGACGACCGCCGAGAUGACGGAACGUCCCUUUAUACUGUGGAGAAGCUAAAACAUGCAUUAUCUGCAUAUAUUUUACAACCAAAAUGCUGAGAUAUUUUCACACUUUUAUAGCUUGGCCACCUUUAUACAAAUGUUUACGGCUCGGAUGUUUGCUGCAGAGAGAGGAGGAGCACGGUGGGCCUUAUAGUGGAUGUGUGUGUGUCAGCUGAGGCUACUUCAGAGCUCGUUUCUGUGACAGCUUGACACACGAAAUCUACAGCGGGACUUCUUUUUUUCUUUCUUUCUUUCUUUCUUCCUCCUCAUUGGCAGUCACAGAUAAGCAGGGUGCGAUUUUUUGCGUUGCGGUUUAGCAGCUUUUUUUUUUUUUUUUUUUUAAUUGCCACAAACUUUUUUCACAUCACUACUUUCUGUCAUGUAGAGAGCGUCAGAAGUGGAGAAAAGAAGUAUUCGCUAUCAGAUGGGAAGUUAUAUUUGCUAUCUAACGAAUGUAUCUUGAUGGAAGAAGAAGUUUUUGGGGUUUUUUUCCAGGUUGUGCUUUGAUGUACUAAUCCCUAAAUUCCCACAAAUCUUAUUUUUAAAGCUGUUUUUAAUUCUGAACUGAGCAAUUAAACCCUCUGCCCCUUUAAGGCAAGGGCGUGAAACAUAAGGCCCAUGGCCCAAAAUGGGCUCGUCAACAAAAUAGCAAAAAUGUUCAAAGAAAGCAAAUUUUAGACAAUUUGUGUAAGUUUGACACCCCUGCUCUUGACGUGCUCAUAAUUUGACACCAGCCUCAUUGUCUAACCAACUGCUGCUUUGCACAGUAAUAUGAUCAUCCAUGUAGGAAUUUGUGACCAGGUGUGGAAAUGUAAUGUGCGGGCGUCCUUGGAGAUGGGACUGAAUGUGUAUCAGGCUUGUUGUGGUUCAAAAUGAGCAGCUGGCACCUUAACCUGGAAAACUGGACAGUGCUUUCUUAUUGGCUGAAAUCGCACCCUGUGUAUUGUCCAAGUCUUAAUGCUUCACCGGCUUCUGGGAAAACUGUCUAGAAUGCAUAUUUACAUGCUUGUUACUGUAAUGGAAGAUGCUCCGCUAUAUCAGCCUACAUUUUGUACAACCCAACCAUUAUGUUUUAAAACAAGGUAUGACUUUGUAUCUGCUUUUUUUUUUCUUUUCUCCUCUUUGUAUAUGAUUAAAUUAUUUAGUUGCUCAUGGUAAAGCGUAACGGUUCGUGUAAACUGUACAUACUCCAGUUUUAUUUCCAUGUAUUUGUACAGAAUGUCUUUUAAGAAUUGUCUUUUCAAAUUAUUUUUUUCCCAAUUUUAUGGGAACGUUGUGCAAUAAAGAUGCUGAUGUUGAAUUGUA